CUACGACUGAAACCUUUUCUAUGAUGGACCACUCCUGGACGAAUGAGGGGCUACACCGUCCCAUGGGCCAUGUAAUUAAUAUUUCAGCUAUCCAUCAGGAGGCCCCCUAGCAGUUAGGCGUUAAAGGAUGAUUCAGAGUAAAAACAGGCACCAGAGCCAAUCACCUCCAAGUACCGUUCAGCGUGAAGCCGCGCCUCCAGCCGCCGGGCGGGCAGCACCUGAGGGCGCAGGUCAACAAGCUGCUCCUCCAUCACUUCACCACUGACAGGAGGCGACGAUGCAGCGAGGCCACAUACACCUGAGCCACCUUUUACUGUGGCUGCUUUUUGCACCAACCUCUGCGGAUUUGCCCAUGUGCAAAGAGUCAGAUUAUCACUUUGAGUACACAGAGUGUGACGUACUCGGCUCACGAUGGAGAGUGGCGGUUCCCAACAAAGCUGACACAUGCACAGGCCUCCCAGAUCCAGUCAAAGGCACUCAGUGCACCUUCUCCUGUAGUGAGGGGGAGUUCCUCGACAUGCAGACGCAGCAGUGCCAGAAGUGUGCUGCAGGCACCUACUCUCUGGGCACUGGCGUGGCCUUUGAUGAGUGGGACAGCCUGCCGUCUGGUUUUGUCACCCACGGGGUCAACACGAAUGGCGGGGACGCCCACACAGACUGCUCAAACUCAACCUGGACACCAAAGGGUGAUUACAUAGCCUCAAACACAGAUGAGUGCACUGCAACGCUGUCCUAUGCUGUGAGCCUGAAGAAACCUGGAACAGUGUCUUUUGAAUAUUUCUACCCUGACAACAGCAUUUACUUUGAGUUCUUUGUUCAGAAUGACCAGUGUCAGUCUACAGACUCUGAAAGCCGCUGGAUGAAGAUCUCAGAGAGCAACUGGAGCAAAUACAGGGUUGAGCUGAACAGUGGCAACAAUGUGCUGUAUUGGAGAACCACUACGUAUACUCUGCUGGGCAGUGCUGUCAAACCUGUGCUGUUAAGAAACGUUGCCAUCUCAGGGGUGGCCUACACAUCAGAGUGUUUCCAUUGUAAACCCGGCACCCACAGUGCAAAACCAGGAUCUGCCCGCUGUACCCCCUGCCCUGUUGAAACCUACUCCAACAAGGGUGCCACUGUUUGCCAUCAGUGUGAACCGGACACAUAUGCAGAGGCUGGUUCAGGGAGCUGCAAACCGAGACCUGCAUGUACAAACAGUGACUACUUCUACACCCACACUCCCUGUGACUCUGAUGGAAAGACUCAGCUCAUGUACAAGUGGAUUGAGCCUAAGAUCUGCAGUGAGACUGUCGAAGGAGCUGUGAAGCUGCCCGCAUCAGGGGAGAAGCAAACCUGUCCCCCAUGUAACCCGGGUUUCUUUGUCACCAACUCAUCCACCUGCGAACCCUGCGACAGAGGUUUCUUCUCAAACGGAACAGCCUGUGACAAGUGCCCUGUUGGCACGGAGCCAGUGGUGGGUCUCGAGUACAAAUGGUGGAACAUGAUGCCGAGCAACAUGAAGAGCUCCAUCUUCCAUCGAGAGUUCAGCGACUCUGAACACAGCACGGCAUGGGAGGUGGCAGGAGAGUAUGUCUACACCACCCCCGGGGAUCAGGACACAGAUUACCUGAUGCUCACGCUCAAUGUCUCUGGAUACAGGCUGCCUCAGUCCAUGGCCAAAGACAGUGAAAGGAGCGAACUAUCACGCAUCACCUUCGUCUUUGAGACCAUGUGUACAGCUGACUGCAAAUUUUACUUCCUGGCGGGUUAUAAUCAGUGGAAUAAUGAUGUGGUGGAGCAGUGGAAAGGCAGCAACAGGAAACAGUCGUACUCCUACCUGAUCCAGAGCAACAGCACCGCCAGCUUCACCUGGACAUUUCAGCGAACAGAGGAAUUUAAUGCGGAGAGGAAAUACAGCGCGGAUGUUGCAAAGAUCUACUCCAUCCACAUCACCAAUGUGAUCGGGGGGGUUGCCUCUCAGUGUCGCCGUUGUGCCCUGAUGUCUGCUAACGCGGGCUCCGCCUGUGUCCCCUGCCCACCUGGACAUUACAUGGUCAGUGGGACAGGAGUGUGUAUGAGCUGCCCGCCAAACACCUUCAUCAGGGCCGAUCAGCCUGUCGGAGAGGCCGCUUGUGUUCAGUGUGGACCAAACACAAAGAGUAAUAAGGCCCACACUGCUUGUCUCAGUGACUGUGCGUUGGACGUGCAGACGGGAGGGGGAGCACUGCUGCACUAUGACUUCUCUCCUCUGGCCAACGUCACCGGCUUUCACAGCAGCCCCCGUUUCACCAACAAGGGCCUGAGAUAUUUCCAUCGCUUUAAUUUGGGUCUGUGUGGGAAAGAGGGCAGAGUGCCAGCUACCUGUGUGGACAAUGUAACAGAGAGCGGGAGAGAGGUCAAAGGUUACGUCUGUCAGUCCACUGUGGUUCCCUCUGACAUCAGGAGUGAGACCGUGGUGUCCUCCCAGCCUUUCCUUAUUGGUGACUCACUCAUCGGUGUGACCACUGACACAACCCUGAGUAGCAUCUCCUCUCCAAAAUGGCUGUUUCCCUCAGCGUCCAGUCUGCCAGAUGUCAUAUUUUAUUACAAGUCCAGUGAGACGACUCAGGCUUGUAAACAAGGCAGGUCAGCCACCAUCAGACUGAGAUGCAAUCCCACAGUGGCCGCUAAAGACCUCAUUACGCUGCCAAGUAACUGUUCAGAGGGGACGUGUGAUGGUUGUACUUUCCACUUUCUGUGGCAGAGCCAGCAUGCAUGUCCACUCUGCACCAAAAACCACUACAGAGAGAUUGUCAGCGCUUGCAUCCAGGGAAUACAGAGAACCACCUAUGUGUGGCAGCAGCCGUUGCAGUGUUAUGGAGGAGAGUCACUACCAGCACAAAAAGUCAGUGCUUGUGUGACUCUGGAUUUCUGGCUCAAGUUUGGUGUUUCCACGGGAACGAUCGCUGCUGUGCUGCUCAUCAGUAUCAGCUGCUAUUUCUGGAAGAAGACACGCAAGUUGCAGUAUAAGUACUCUAAGCUGAUGAUGAGCUCUGGGGGUAAAGAGUGUGAGCUGCCCACUGCAGACAGCUGUGCAAUAAUGGAGGGAGAGGACGCAGAGGAUGAUGUCAUGUACCUCACCAAGAAAUCCUUCUUCACCAAAAUGAAGUCCUUCUCACGAGAGAGGACAUCAGAUGGAUUUGACUCAGUUCCACUUAAGUCAUCAUCUUCAUGCCAGCAAAGAGAGGAGGAAGACUCCGAUGAUGCUUAAUUCAGAGGAGAAAACAGAUCCUUCUACGUAGAGCGCAGAGGAGGUGUUUUUUAGAGAAACGGUUCGACAUCAAUGCAGAUCCAACAGAUGGAGUCACAGAAAACAGAUAGAUAGGCUGUUGAAUUCAUUUCAUUUAUUACAAAAGAUAUAGGUUAACAGAGGGAGUUUUAAAAUAAUGUAAAGAGUGACAAUUUUAUUUUGUAUUAUUUGUCAUAUGUUAGGUUGCCAAACCUAAUAUCGCAAGUCUCCAUAUUGGGGAUACUCUGUAUUUUCAAAGCCCAAUGGUGUAUUUCAAAAUUAAAUAAGAACCAAACUGUGGAUAAAGUUGCAAUUGUCAUAGAUGUGUGAGUCUGUGUACAUUUUACAUAACUGUGAGUGUGUAUUUAGUUUUUUUUUCUCAUUUCUUCAUUUAUUUUUUUAUUAGGCUAUCCUGUUUUUAUUAGUCCAGUUCAGUCUUAUAAUGUUAUUUGGCAAUAUGUGAAUUAUAUUUGCUACAGCUUUUGAUAACCUUUUCUGCUGCACCGAAGAAUCUGAUAUGAUCUUGCUUUAUUGUGAAGUAAAGACGUUUUCUACAAUAAAAAACCAACAAACUUGCA
Messenger RNA from Siniperca chuatsi (mandarin fish), 3825 nucleotides. It is a transcript of the gene elapor1, whose product is annotated as endosome-lysosome associated apoptosis and autophagy regulator 1. NCBI's taxonomy places the organism in Eukaryota, Metazoa, Chordata, Actinopteri, Centrarchiformes, Sinipercidae. Gene Ontology annotation, cellular component: extracellular exosome; late endosome; trans-Golgi network. The transcript is spliced from 23 exons. The record is from RefSeq and is a predicted model, not a curated record. The coding region runs from base 278 to 3229 and encodes 983 amino acids. Gene Ontology annotation, biological process: positive regulation of vacuole organization; autophagosome assembly.